This is a messenger RNA of Xenia sp. Carnegie-2017, 3987 nucleotides long. Its product is annotated as forkhead box protein K2-like. The transcript is spliced from 12 exons. The coding region runs from base 1 to 2865 and encodes 954 amino acids. Gene Ontology annotation, molecular function: protein binding; DNA-binding transcription factor activity, RNA polymerase II-specific; RNA polymerase II cis-regulatory region sequence-specific DNA binding. Gene Ontology annotation, biological process: regulation of transcription by RNA polymerase II. The record is from RefSeq and is a predicted model, not a curated record. Lineage: Eukaryota; Metazoa; Cnidaria; Anthozoa; Malacalcyonacea; Xeniidae.
AUGGCAGACCACAAAGUGAAUACAGGCCACGCUCGGGUAGAGAUCGUGGCUAUGAACGUCGAGGUAGAAGAUCUUAUUCUCCUCGACAUCGACGUUCACGAUCUAGAUCGUAUUCACCCAGAAGAAGAUCCCGGUCUCCUCGAUCAAGAAGAUCCAGGUCACGUUCUCCUCGUGGUCGAUCAUCUCGCUCACCUCGUGAGGAACGUCGUCGCAGUUCGAGAUCGCCAUCACCCAAGAAAAGCAGUGCCUCUCCUGAAAGAAACGUUAACGGAAAUCAAUCGUCUAUGGAAACACGAAUAUGAUCUCUUGAAGACAAAAUACCUUAGAGAAAAAGGCGCUCUUCAAGAGGAGAACAAAGUUCUCCGAGCUGAAGUAACAACGUUAAAAACUAAACUCGAACGUUCAUCUAAAAAUGUCCACGAAGACACUUCACACGAUAACUUCUUAUCUCAUGAAAAUAAAAGACAGGAAUUGUGCAACAGAAAUCAUAAUGUAGAAGAACUGAUGAAAGAACAGCUAGCAGCGUAUCGUGAGGAUUUUAAACUAGAACAUGAAGACAAAGCAAAAAUCGAGAGCGAGAAAAACUCUUUACAGGAAAGACUUACGCAGUGUGAACAACGGUUCCAAGCGCUACACAAAGAGCUUGAUGUGUACAAACAGGAAUGCAAGCGGUUGCAAGAACUUCAUGGGAAAAGUAAGGAUAUCAAGAGAUAUCCGAGUAUAGAUAGGAGUAAAUCAUAUCCAGAGACAAGUUUAUUAUCAUACGAAGAUGAUCUUGUUGAUCCUAUGUCUACGAUAGCUUUACCACCAUCAAUGUGUAGCAAGCGUGAAGGGUAUUUGGCUUUUCGGGACUUUCGAACUGAGCAGUUGAAAAGGAGUGGUACUCCCCUAACUCCUAAAUCUAACCAAUACCAAAUUUAUGAAAAAUCCGCUGAACACUUUAUGUGCGUGGUUGUGGCCCGGCUCAGGUCCGUUAAACUCCAAAUAUGGCGAGUGUUAUUGUUUUUGCGUGUUCCCGGAUGCUACGGACCUCGUGUGUUGUUGUUUUCAUCCAGAGAAUUGAGCUGUAGGAUUUACUUACUAUCAAUUCAUCGCAGAAUUUAUUUCUUUUUGGUGAAGAUCAUGGAGGCAAACACGGGUGAACAUGAGGACGAUGCAUUAGCCUUGCUUGCAUUGAAAUCUGGUAUGAAUAACGGUGAGAAAAAGACUUGGUCUCCCGUUAAUGAAAUCAAACCCAUUGCCAAAUUGGAGGGCCGUGAGUUCGAAUACUUGGUCCGUCAAAAUCAUAUAUCCAUAGGCCGAAAUAGCAGCUUAGGUAUUGUCGAUGUUAACAUGGGCCAUUCUAGUUUUGUAUCAAGACGUCAUUUGGAAAUUUCGUUUGAUUCGAAACAUUUUUUCCUCAAAUGUAAUGGUAAGAAUGGAGUAUUUGUUGACGGCUCAUUCUUUCGUCGUGGUGACUCGACGCUGAAGUUACCCUCGAACUGCGUGUUAAGAUUUCCAUCGACGAACGUUAAAAUAUGGUUUACAUCAUUGCUGGAUGACAAUCUUCCACGUCGUGUUGCUAGCCCACCAAAAGCAACAAAAAAUCAUUCGUCACUAAAGAUCAAGAUACCAGAAACGAAGUCCACACCAAAUUCUCCCGUUCCCUCGCCAACCGGAACAAUAAGUGUUCCAAACUCUUGUCCUGCUAGUCCUGGCACAGGUAACAGCACUGCCUCUACACCUGUGUAUCUUGAGGAGACCACCGAGGUGCUGGAGGAACAGCCAAGUAUACCAAAGAACGAGAACACUUCUGGUAAAGAGGACGGAAAACCUCCUUAUUCCUAUGCACAAUUGAUAGUUCAAGCUAUUCUGUCAGCUAAAGAGAAACAAUUGACUUUGAGUGGAAUAUAUAAUCACAUCACAAAGAAUUAUCCUUAUUAUAGAUCUGCAGACAAAGGAUGGCAGAACUCCAUACGUCACAAUCUCUCGUUAAAUCGAUAUUUUGUCAAAGUACCCAGAACACAAGAUGACCCAGGUAAAGGAUCUUUUUGGAGAAUUGAUCCAAAUUGCGAGGGCAAAUUAGCUGAGCAAGCUUUUCGUAAACGAAGGCAGAGAGGAGUGCCUUGUUUCAGAUAUCCUUUUGGGACCCUUUCAUCCAGAUCUGCUCCUGCAUCUCCUACACAUGGACUUCAAUUCCCCGUUCAAACAGGAAAAUCACCCAAUUUGACCACACCUUCCUUAACACCUGAUAUCCUUCAACCACCCUCGUUACCAAACAACCCGAUGACAACAUUACUUAACAAAACAGCUGGAGUAAACAUUACAUAUACCAAUGUACCCCAAGUACAACACAUGGUUCCCCCGGUGACAUCACCUGCUGGUAAUAUUCAAACGGUUACCUUACAACCGGGUGUUGUGCAAGUUUCAUCAGCAAAUCUUGAGAUGGGACGUAUUCCAAUGACUGACAAACUUAUCGCACAGAAUGCUGAAACUUUAGCUAUUGUCAAUAAUAAGCAUCCUAUACCUGCUGCAUCAUCUUCUGCUUUAAUAACAGAAGCUCCUCUUACCCCAGUACAAACCCCCACUACUCUCACCUCGGGAUCAUCGGUCACCACAGAUCAACAGCGACCAAGUAAACUUGAAAUACGACCUCCACCUAUGGAGAUGACCCUUACACCUGAAACUUCGCCACUCGGCGUCCUCUCCCCCGCAGCAACUAACGCUGCUGUUAAUAUGGUAAUGAACAGUGUUAAGCGACCAUUUGUCAUUGGUAAUCUACACAACAUCGACGAAGAAGAACCAUUAGAGAAACGCUCAAAGGAAAUGGACGAAAAUGGCAUUUUGGAAGACAAGAGCAAGGUUUGUUCGGACGAUAAAGCGUAGUCGUAAAUUGUAUGUUAAUGAAGACGUCUGUUGUUUUCUUGGUCGUAAAGUGUUUAACUGAGCAGAGUUUUGCCGUGUAUAAAUGAAGGAGAGGUUUAAAGAUUCACUUUAUGUGCCUAAACUAUGGCAGACGUCAAUAUAUGGCCCUAAAUGUUAUCUCAGUGAAGCAAAAACACAGAUGUCUGGAUAGCAAUGUACAACGACGAAACGUUUUUUUAGUUUUUGUCUUAAAAAGCGUCAAUGCAGCCCAUGAAUUAUCGAGCAGCUUAUCCCGAGGUCGCGUCUCUUUAUAUCAAAUAAUUUCAUUAUUCUUUGAACUCAAAGGAAAUGAAAUAUCUUUUGAAAAAAAUGCGAACGUUUUGUAAUUUUUUGUCGUGUUCUAAAAAGGUGAAGCAAGAUGGAAUGAACGAAAGGGGUAUUCGCCAAUUUAUCAUCAGAGUCUUUAUUGUAGAGUAUAUACGCCAUCAUUUUAUUGAUUGAUUUAUCGUUAGAUUAUCGUUCUUUGAAAGCCAUUUUGAAAAUACUUUUCAGAGGAGGCGAAUAUCCUUAAUAAGUUAAAAGAAACAGAGACACAGUUUUUUCAUGUGAUAAAAUCCUUCAAAUGUGAAGGAUUCGUGUCUGUCUCUUUACAACACGAUUUUCAAACGUAGUUAUUGGACAUCUUUGCUGUGAGGACGAUGAUGUUUCCACUCGCGACCUAAGCAUAAACACAAGACGAACUGAGAGUUAGGAUAAUCUUGUUUAUGCUUAUGUUGCAAGUGAGGAGGACCAGUCUUCAAGAGGAUAAAAAUGCGAAACAGAUCAGAGAUGGAGAGACAAAAUUAGGUAAAUUCAUAGGCAAAACAAAAAUAUUUGUUUGUUUGAAAUUAUCUUUCGCGUUUUACAUCCGAAGAUUUAUAUCAGACAAUUUGUAUAUUUUCUAAUUUAAAACUCGAUAAAACGGCGAUUUUGUUGUUUUAUCGUAUUAUUAUUUUAAGAUGGACAAAACGCCCAUAAAUCAUUCCUGGUAAAGUCUCCUUAAGAUUAUACUCACCUGGAAUAUAUAAUAAUUUAUUUGAAACGUAUUACAAAAUCAGAUCAUGUCUUAAAAUGAUUAAAAGCGUUGUUGAGCUUGUAAAGCUA